This is a messenger RNA of Beauveria bassiana ARSEF 2860, 2538 nucleotides long. Its product is annotated as coiled-coil domain-containing protein MTMR15. Gene Ontology annotation, cellular component: nucleus. The record is from RefSeq and is a predicted model, not a curated record. The coding region runs from base 1 to 2538 and encodes 845 amino acids. Gene Ontology annotation, molecular function: 5'-3' exonuclease activity; flap-structured DNA binding; 5'-flap endonuclease activity. Gene Ontology annotation, biological process: interstrand cross-link repair. The transcript has 2 exons. Lineage: Eukaryota; Fungi; Ascomycota; Sordariomycetes; Hypocreales; Cordycipitaceae.
AUGGAUGUAUUUGUCAAGAAGCUGACACCAAGAGCCGGCUCUGACGUGUCGUCGAAUGCAAUCUCUGAUGCUGAGAUAGAUGCCCCCCCAUUGAAGCGAUUGAAGACGGAGGAAAUCAACUUCUUGGGCUCGGAAGAAUACGAGCAGUCUGUACUUGAUGAUGACGAAAAGCAGUCGACUGAAGAAAAGGGUUGGUUGUCUGCUGGUGUCCGAAACCAAAUAAAGAGAAGUACGGACGUUGAAAAUGCUUUGCCAGUGACGCAGCCAGACGAGGCAGCUCUUGAAGCAUACGAACAAUACAAAUUAUCCCAAGCAAGCGACAAUGAGGAAGCGCCAGAUGACAAGAAACCGCUAUGGACUAAGGGCAGAAGUUCAAUUUAUGUGGACGCCUUCAACCUGGCCCUGGACACAGUGCUCGAGGAUGAAUCAAGGCUUUUCGACAAGCGCGAGCUCAGCGUAUUCAGCCAAUGGAAGUCUUUGGAUUAUGAAGCGCAGUACUUGUAUGUGCGGCUUUUUUUAAGAAAGACGGCUGCUUGGCACAGAUCAUCCCGACUAGGCUACUACAACGAUAUCUCGAACCUUGAAGUGCCAAUUACUACACUGCAGCAGCUCAGAUGUCUUCCGAGUAGCCCAUUGCAGGAUGUUGCUACUAGUGAGGUUGAUGAAAUCGAGGUCGAAGAUGAGAGGCUCGGGUCUACGUUUACCUUUGCUGACACCUCCGAAACACUACUCACUGACAUGGAAGAGGCAGCGUCAUUGCUUUACUUGGACGAGCUGAAGACUCUUGCAAAAGAAACAAAGAUGCAAGGGCGAACGAAACCUGAAUUGAUUCGGAGCCUAUCGCAAGUGAGCCGGAAGCAGACUGGUCUCAUGGAUAUGGGACUCAGCAGACAAAACAGUCGCGAAUCAACGGGCUCAGAUGAUUCGGGCCGCUCAGUUGCGAAGCUAGAAAGAGAAGAUUCCAAACAGAAGAAUAUGUUCUUCUCCAAGGUGACAGAGAUUCUUGGGCCGUGCAUCCGACUUUCGUCUGUUGUGUUCAAGUUGUUCGAGAGGGUACAUCUCGUGUUUUACCGAUCGACAGAAUGGACCGAAAAGUCAUUGACGACUAUUAUCCUUGCCAAGAUUGCCCGCAGAAACUUUCCCGAAUACAUUGUCUGUCGUACCAGCACCAUAUUUGCAUCUCGGGAGCACCUUUUGGAAUUUGAAGCCGCGAUUCGGCUGGAAGCAGAAAUUGAUCUCUGCCUGGAAGGCAGUGGGGCGGUUUUGGACAAGGGAUGCAAACGGAUUCUUGAAAUUUUCGACAGCAUAUACCCUCGUUGGAAAAGGCUUCUGGAAGAAGAGAAGCACAAGGAGCAAACUGUUUAUGAGUUUGGAGAGGGAGCAUACUUGCGCCGCUUCAACCCAGGCCAUUCUUACACGCGCAUUCUUGCCAAAGCAGGCUUUGCGAUGGGAAAAUUUAAAGAAUACCAACGCGAGCACGAUUUACUGAAAGAGCUCCUGGGACAAAAAAUGUUUCAUCUUGCCCGCCGAGGCGAUUGGUAUCAGCGCAAAGCCUUGCUGGAAGAGAAUUACAUGGCCAAGUUGGGUGAGCCAUAUGCCGCAGCGGAGCUAGAGCGGCGAAAAAAAGAAUGGAACAAAACGGCGACUGCCACUUGUGAAAUGGCGCUUCAAGAUCCUGAUUGCCAUUUGACGUUCCACUUUGGCCUACAGAAGCGACUCGUGAAGUUAGAGAAGAAAUUGCGCAUACCAAAGCGACUCCAGCAUGAGUUUGGUCACGUCAAGUUGGCGAAGCCUCUGGAAAUUACGGUGCAAGGAAUUCAGCUCAAGCGAGAGACGGAACUCAAGCCGGGCAUCAUCGGCGUUCCUUCCAAAACCAUUUGGCUUGACGAACUGGAUUCGGAGGGUGAGUGCAGCGUUGAAGAGAUGUGUUUGAGCCACUUUCGUGCCAAGGGGUGGAAGGGUUUCCACUCCGAGGGUCGCAUCGUCAGAACGCUCUUUGCGUAUCUCUUUUACGACAUACUUUUUCUCUAUAUACCAAAUGUGUUCCAGACGGCUUUUCAGACAUGCCCUCUUGACUUGCACACGGACGUGUUUUUUCCUACAAGAGCGUCAGAAAUCAACCACAGGCUUGUCGAGAUUGAAAAUGGCGGCGCCGAGCACCUUGUCCGAUCAGUGUGGGAGCGCGAACACGAGCGACGGACAGCGGUCGUGGGACUCAACUGGGACUAUGAAAUUGAUGACCUGGUGGAGCUUGUGAGAUGCUUUGAUGGAGGCGCUCUGGCGGCAAUUUGCAAAGUCAUGGCACAAGAAUACAAGCAGAGGGGUGGCGGUAUUCCAGACUUGAUUCUAUGGCGCACCAAAGAUGCAGCUGAUGGUGGCUUGGGGGCGCGCAAGGGCGAGGUGAUGUUUGUGGAGGUCAAGAGUGAGAAUGACCGCUUGAGUGAGACGCAACGAGUAUGGAUCCACGUGUUGACCGCAGCCGGCAUCCAGGUUGCUCUUUGCAAUGCCGUCGCCAGAGAAGUUCGUGAAGUGGGCUGA